Messenger RNA from Capsicum annuum, 429 nucleotides. RefSeq names its product secreted RxLR effector protein 161-like. The record is from RefSeq and is a predicted model, not a curated record. NCBI's taxonomy places the organism in Eukaryota, Viridiplantae, Streptophyta, Magnoliopsida, Solanales, Solanaceae. The annotation marks the transcript as partial. The transcript has 2 exons.
AUGGAAAAAUAUUCAUCUAGUCUCGUUUCAAUUCAGAAAGGAGAUAAGUUUAGUCUCAAUCAAUUUUCAAAGAAUGACUUGGAACGAAAACAAAUAAAAGAUAUUCCUUAUGCAUCAAUAGUUGGGAGUCUUAUGUAUGCCCAAACAUGUACAAGGCCAGACAUCAGUUUUGCUGUUGAUUCAGAUUAUGCUGGUUGUGUGGAUACAAGAAAUUUCACAUUUGGAUAUUUGUUUCUGUUAACUAGAGGAGCAAUAUCAUGGAGGAGUGUGAAGCAGUCUGUUAUAGCUGCAUCCACUAUGGAAGCUGAGUAUGUGGCAUGCUUUGAGGCCACAGUCCAGGCUAAUUGGCUGCGAAACUUUAUUUCAGGACUUGGACUAGUCGAUAAUAGAGCCAGGACACUGAAAAUUUAUUGUGAUAAUACUGCCGCA